AUGGCCAACUCAACAACCGAAGAGUCCACCGGAGAUGAUGCCCGGGCAGCGGGUUUACCUUGCACCCUCAACACUAUUCCGACUGAGAUACUCAAUAUUGUUGGAGAAUAUCUAGAUCCAUUGGAUCUGAGUGCUCUUAUCAGGACUGCAAAGCGCGUUAACGUCACCCUGACCCCCAUCCUCUUGAGAAAGGCGCUUCGCGGUGUUACUAUCGGCUUGGAAGGACAGAAAACUAUUCUUGACUGGGCCAUAUUCGAAGGUCACCUGGAAAUGGCAAAGACGUUGUUACACUUGUUAAACAUGGGCAAGGGGUUGUUGAAGAGGAAAAUAUACCAAUCAGCGUUGGAAUUUUCUGCACAGAAGGGGCACCUGGAUAUCUGCCAGAUGAUAUUAAAAGACAGUGCGCAUGUGUUGAACCUAUCAAAGCAUGGUACCGAAGCAUUGAAUAAUGCUAUUGUGUCGCACUUUCCUGAGAUAUAUACUCUUCUUGUUGAUGCUGGAGCUAGGGCAAAAGCGCCAGAUAUAAGCUUUUCGUUCUGUGAAUCCAGCUUGGGUAUUCGCGCGAUCCAUGCCGCUGCCUGCUGGGGCCGUAUCGACCUACUACAAUUUCUUACAAGAUAUUGCGCCUCCCUCAACGAACCUGAAUAUAGCUCCUUAUGGCGACCACUUCAUUAUGCAGCAUUCCAUGGCCAAGACCUUACCGUCGAGUAUCUUCUGAAUAACGGAGCCGACCCUACUAAACAGAAUAAGGAUAGGCAAACUGCCCUAAUGAAUAUUGCCACAAGUAUGGAACCCCCCAACUGGCCCUACAAGGAAUUCAAGAAGAGAACUAUAGGAUUCUCUACUAGCCAUAAGCGAAUAAUUAGAUUAUUCCUUGACUAUGGAUUAGAGCUCUCCCAAAUAGAUUAUAACGGGCAUACUAUUCUUCAUCUAGCAUCCGCGAAUGGUUAUACCGAGCUAGUUGAAUAUCUAAUCAGCCUUGGGGCCAAUCCAACUUCCGGGGAUGCUCGCGGCUUAACUCCCCUACAUCAUGCGAUAUUUAAUCACCACGCUACGACAUCAGAGGUUCUUGUAUCUGCAGGCGCUUCUCUAAUGGCCACGGAUCAUACGGGAGCUUCUUCUAUACAUACUGCAGCAGCCGUAGGUUAUCCAUCCAUGGCUUUCUCAAAACUUCUUGCCGUUAAGGGGGUAGAUCCCCUUGCGCUUGAUGAGAACGGGUGGACACCAUUACACCAUGCCGCUGAAGGUGGUUUCUUCGACACACUAAAACUCCUCCUUGAAGUAACCGACGCGAAAUUUAUAUUACCAUCAAAGAAACCAUUAACACUGCGGGGAGCGGUUAAGAACCAUGAUGUGGACAUGGCCCAAUACCUUCUUGAAGCGGGCGUGGAAAUUGACCCUGUUGAACGGGGGAUUUUUCCGAAGUUACCUCCCCUACAUAUCGCAAUUAUGGAGGGGUGUGAGGAUCUUGUUGAGCUUCUACUUAGUCGUGGAGCAGACCCUAAUCAGAAGCACCGGGGCAGUAAUCCGCUUAAUUAUGCGAUUUCCAAAGGUGCUAUGCGAAUCGUCCGCAUUCUCCUGAGAAAAGGGGCAGAUAUCUCGGGGGAAGAUGUAGAUAUCUUGGCAGAGGAGGUAGAUACCUCAGAGGCAGAGGUUAUCUCAGCAGGGGAGGAGGAAUUUCUGACUCCGCCGUUAAUCGUGGCAGUUGAAAAUUGUCACUUGGACCUUGUCAUGUUGCUACUUGACGAAGGAGCUGAUAUAAAUAUUCGUUCACGAAAAAACUAUGGUGUCCUGGACACUGCCGCCUGGCAUGACUGCGAUUUCUAUCUACAAUGUGAAUGCGAGUGCGAGGCGAUGGUACGCCUUCUUCUAGACAAAGGGGUAGAUGUCUCGGCAUACUCUAGACACAGAGGAUCAUCUCUGUCCAUAUUUUGUGCGCAGGGUGGUCGACACAGUACCAUCAAAGCAAUGGUGGAAGCUGGUGCCAAUGUUGAAAGCCAAGAUAGUUUUGGCAACACGCUUCUCCAUGAUGUCGCUCGUCGUUGCUUUGAGGAUAAGCCAUUUUGUACUGAUAUUUUUCAGUAUCUUGUGGAGAAGGGCGCUGAUCCGUUAUUAGUAAAUAAGUCUCUUCUAACACCUUUACACAUAGCAUGCGCGGGUGGUCUGGACUUUGAUUUACAAUCACUUUUAGCUACGGGCAUCGAUAUCACCAGUCAAGAUACCCGGGGGUGGACAGCUCUGCACUACGCGGCGUAUGUAGGGCAUUUUUUGCAACUUAGUCAACUCAUCAAUGCGCUGAAACAGCGCGAGUUCACAAGUUCCGAUAUUCAGGCGAUCCUUAACUUGAGAGACGUUAAUGGGUGGACGGCUAUGCACCUUGCCGUGGCAAAGAGUCCCCUCAAUUUCCGCGGAUACAUGCAAGGCGUUGGUAGUUCGUAUCGAGGAUGGGCGGGCCUGACCCCCAAGCCGCAAGAAAGCUCUGAGGUCGUUUGGUUGCUACUUGAGUCGGGUGCUGAUCCGUCCAUUAUCAACGAAGCAGGACAGACACCACUUGACUUUGCUGAGCUGCAGAAGCCCAAAGAUGAAUUCGAUGAAGAAAGGGAGCUGAAUAAGACAGAAUCUCUCAUGCUACUAGAGAAAGCUGGUGCGCAAAGAGGUUUAGGGCUAGCUGAGGAGGUUCCUAACCCUCAGCCAGAGUCAGACUACUGGGCUAGACCGACCCCAAGAUUGAGGGCCGGAUCGUGGGAAUACAAUACACCAAUAUGGGGCAUUUCAGUUUCGGACUCUGGGAGGUUGGAGCUGGAACCCGAUUCUUUCGCCAUUUCGGAGUGGUAA
Messenger RNA from Arthroderma uncinatum, 2835 nucleotides. Its product is annotated as ankyrin repeat domain-containing protein 44. The record is from RefSeq and is a predicted model, not a curated record. NCBI's taxonomy places the organism in Eukaryota, Fungi, Ascomycota, Eurotiomycetes, Onygenales, Arthrodermataceae. The transcript has a single exon. Bases 1 to 2835 code for a protein of 944 amino acids. Gene Ontology annotation, molecular function: protein binding.